AAAUAUCAAUACCUUAGUCUGGUUUCUUCUUCUUCUUCUUAUCGUGCUUCUGUUUUUCUUCUUAUCAUGGCCGCGUCUAAUCUCUCCACCCUCUGCUCCUCUUCACACUCCAAACCCUCUUUCCCUUUCUUCAACACACAAAGCUUCAGCGUCAACACUAACACUCUUUUUCUCAACACCACCACCAACUCCUUUCAAACCCUUCUCUCUCAUUCCACCCGCUACACUCUGCCUCUCCCAUGCACCAAAACCACAAACACUUUCGCCUCCUUCAAUGAUGACGAAAAGCCUCGCGAAGAGUGCGGCGUUGUGGGCAUCUACGGCGACCCAGAAGCCUCCCGUCUCUGCUCCCUCGCCCUCCACGCCCUCCAGCACCGCGGCCAGGAAGGCGCCGGCAUCGUCGCCGUCGACAACAACGUCCUCCACACAGUCAACGGCGUUGGCCUCGUUUCUGACGUCUUCGACGAGACUAAGCUCUCUCAGCUACCCGGCUCCUGCGCCAUUGGCCACGUCCGCUACUCCACCGCGGGACACUCCAGGCUCUGCAACGUCCAACCCUUCGUCGCCGGCUACCGCUUCGGCUCCGUCGCCGUCGCGCACAAUGGAAACUUCGUGAACUACCGGUCCCUGCGCGCCAAACUGGAAGACAACGGGUCCAUCUUCAACACGACCUCCGACACCGAGGUGGUGCUCCACCUGAUCGCCACCUCCAAGCACAGACCUUUCCUACUGAGAAUCGUGGAUGCCUGCGAGAAUCUGAAGGGCGCGUACUCCCUGGUGUUCCUCACGGAGGACAAGCUGGUGGCCGUGAGGGACCCCUUCGGGUUCCGACCGUUGGUGAUGGGAAGGAGAAGCAACGGCGCUGUGGUUUUCGCCUCGGAGACAUGCGCGCUGGAUUUGAUCGAAGCGACGUACGAGCGAGAGGUGAACCCGGGUGAGGUUGUGGUGGUGGACCACACCGGAAUCCAAUCCCUCUGCCUCGUGACUCAUCCGGAGCCAAAGCAAUGCAUCUUCGAGCACAUAUACUUCGCGCUUCCCAACUCUGUUGUCUUCGGGAGGUCCGUGUACGAGUCCAGGAGAAAAUUCGGGGAAAUACUGGCCACCGAGAGCCCCGUCGAGUGCGACGUAGUGAUCGCGGUUCCUGAUUCCGGGGUGGUGGCUGCGCUUGGCUACGCUGCAAAAGCUGGGGUUCCCUUUCAGCAGGGGUUGAUAAGGUCGCACUAUGUGGGGAGGACCUUCAUCGAGCCCUCGCAGAAAAUAAGAGAUUUUGGGGUGAAGCUGAAGCUGUCUCCGGUGCGUGGCGUGCUCGAAGGGAAGAGGGUUGUGGUGGUGGAUGACUCCAUUGUGAGGGGCACCACAUCGUCCAAGAUUGUGAGGCUGAUAAAGGAAGCGGGUGCCAAAGAGGUCCACAUGAGGAUUGCGUGUCCACCCAUUGUUGGGUCCUGUUACUACGGCGUCGACACCCCCAGUAAGGAGGAGUUGAUUUCCAACAGGAUGAGUGUGGAGGAGAUAAGAGAGUUUAUUGGGUCUGAUUCCCUCGCUUUUCUUCCCUUGGACACGUUGAAGAGGUUGUUGGAGGAUGAUGCUCCUAACUACUGCUAUGCUUGCUUCUCCGGAAAAUACCCUGUUCAGCCGGAGGAACUUAAAACCAGCAACCUCAAUGAGUUUGAUUGGGACGAUGCUUUGAAUGGGAGUUUGAAAUCUAUUGAGAACGAGGGUUGGGUUAGAAACCAGGAGGGAGUGUCUGAGAAUAAGAUUGUUAGUGUCUGAGAAAGGGUAAUGCUUCUGUCAUGUUCUGUUUUGUUAUGUUGGGUAAGUGUAAGCUAAGUGGGAAUUGACCGUUGGGUUGAGUAGAUAAAUAUGUCAAACCACACACCACAUUACUACUACUACUACAAGCUAUAACUAUACUAUACACAGUAAUCUGAAUUCCCAAAAACCCUGCUUAAUAAGUACCCUUUGUUGGUCUGCAAGUGUGUUAAGAUAUGCAUAUAUGGAACUCUCUCCUUGUUUAGAAUUGGAGGGACACACCAGAUUAAAUUCUGAAGUUAUGAUUUUUGUCAAUGUAGUUCCUCAAAUUACUCAAAUAGAAUAAACUAUGAAACAUAGUUGUUUCAAACAUUUAA
This is a messenger RNA of Vigna unguiculata (cowpea), 2126 nucleotides long. Its product is annotated as amidophosphoribosyltransferase, chloroplastic. Lineage: Eukaryota; Viridiplantae; Streptophyta; Magnoliopsida; Fabales; Fabaceae. The record is from RefSeq and is a predicted model, not a curated record. Gene Ontology annotation, molecular function: amidophosphoribosyltransferase activity. Gene Ontology annotation, biological process: purine nucleobase biosynthetic process.